Molecule: messenger RNA, 703 nt
Organism: Polychytrium aggregatum
Lineage: Eukaryota; Fungi; Chytridiomycota; Chytridiomycetes; Polychytriales
Product: ubiquitin-related domain-containing protein
Exons: 2
Coding region: 24-245 (73 amino acids)
Biological process (GO): protein modification process; mRNA splicing, via spliceosome
Cellular component (GO): nucleus; cytoplasm
Molecular function (GO): protein binding; protein tag activity
Source: RefSeq, a predicted model, not a curated record
CCUCCGAUCCCCCGCCCCCGAGAAUGAUCGAAAUCAUCGCCAACGACCGCCUCGGCAAGAAGGUGCGUGUCAAGUGCGACCCCACCGACACCAUCGGCGAUCUCAAAAAGAUCAUUGCGUUGCAGACCGGCACCCAGUGGGAGAAGAUUGUCUUGAAGAAGUGGUAUACAAUCUACAAGGACCACAUCACUCUGGAAGACUACGAGAUCCACGACGGCAUGAGCUUGGAGAUGUACUAUGCGUAACGGCAUCGAUUUACCCGAGUCGCUUCGACAGCAACGCUUCGGAUCGGUCAGCGGUUUCCCGGGUGCGCCCUGUCAUACUCCGUUGAACUCCCAUUCUAUCACCAUCACCACCCCCCAGACUCUCAUCACCGUCCCGCACCGAUUCAAUGCCCUUGCCAUGGGCUCCUGUGCGGUGGCGGAUGGUCUGGCUGCAGAGCGACUGGCACCUCUUCCUCGUGUACACAUAUCAUGAUCCAGUGUCAUAGGUUUCCAAGCCUGCUUGAUCUGUCCAUUUCUUGGAAGCGAUGGAUUCUCGUCUUUGUGAAACUUGGAUGUUUGGUCUCUCAAAAGUUUCUUACUCUUCGGGCAGAGCCGAUGGAUUGUGUCGUCACAUCGAUCCAGCCUUCAAUCGCCCAUAUUGCCGGAGGGGGGGGGCUUGUGUCCGCAUCAAUCGAUCGGAGACGUGGACGGGAGGGCGC